Molecule: messenger RNA, 9398 nt
Organism: Strigops habroptila (Kakapo)
Lineage: Eukaryota; Metazoa; Chordata; Aves; Psittaciformes; Psittacidae
Gene: RNF43
Product: ring finger protein 43
Exons: 9
Coding region: 3809-6325 (838 amino acids)
Biological process (GO): Wnt receptor catabolic process; ubiquitin-dependent protein catabolic process
Molecular function (GO): frizzled binding; ubiquitin protein ligase activity
Source: RefSeq, a predicted model, not a curated record
CAAGCCCAUCAAGGCAAUGAUGCAACACAUAGAUGGGCUUGUGAUUGAGGGGUGGACUUGACCAUGGACACUAUCGCCCAGGUUAUUCAUGAUCGAGAAACAUGUGCUGCCAUUAAGCAAGACAAGCAGUUAAAGCCUCUCUGGUAUGGAGGACGAUGGCUGAAUUACAAAUACGGAGAGGCCUGGCACAUUGCCUAUAUCACGCUCCCACCAACCUGCCAGAGCAAGUGCCAUGGUGAAAGCAAACACCGGUUGCCUGCACACAUUGUGUGCCCCACGCCACUGCCCAGAACACUAUCCUGGGCCUUGAGAAACAAGUCUUGUGGGAACACGGCACCCCAGAGAGAAUUGAGUCAGACAAUGGGACUCAUUUGCAGAACAACCCCAUAGACACCUGGGCCAAAGAGCAUGGCAUCGAGUGGGUAUAUCACAUCCCCUGCCAUGCACCAGCCUCUGGGAAAAUCCAAUGGUACAAUGGGCUGCUAAAAACCACACUGAGAGCAAUGGGUGGUGGGACUUUCGACCAUUGGGAUACAUGUUUAGCAAAAGCCACCUGGUUGGUCAACACCACGGGAUCUGCCAACAGGCUCGCACAGCCCAGUCAGAACUUUUGCAUCCCAUAGAGGGGGAAACUUUCCUGUGGUGCAUGUAAAGAAUCUGCUGGGGAAAAGUCUGGGUUGUUCCUGCCUCAGGCAAAGGCAAACCCACUUGUGGGAUUGCUUUUGCUCAAGGCCCUGGGUGCACUUGGUGGGUAAUGUGGGGGGAUGGCAAGUCCGGUGUGUACCUCAAGGGGGUUUGAUUUUGGGUGAGAAGAGCCAGGGAAUGAAGCUGUGUGAUGCUGUAUAAUAUGGAAUGUGAUAGCUUCCACGGCGGCCGAACACACAUCACUGGGCGGGACACCUUGUGGCACCUGUCCCCACUGCUCCACAUUUGAGACUCUGAAGCUGACUCCCUUGCUCACCCCAUGAAAGAAGAAUGGACUUGGAUCAAACUGGACAAGUGCAGGGGUGAUGGGAUCGGAACUGGCUUCCAGCUGAGCUCUGGAGGGAAUGAAUCACUCCAGUUUUCACAGCUCUUCCAUUCCAUUUUCUACAUUUUUCUACCUGUCAAGUAACAAAAGCCAAUCUUUGUCAUUAGUGCAAAAUUCUACUGUUUUAACAAUUCUCUUUGAUUCUGAGAGUAUCUGUAAUAAGGUAUUUGUUGGUUUAGAACUUUGGUUUAAAUAGGUCUUCCAAAUAAUUGGUUCACUUCUUGGAUACUGUAUUUAUAGCUAUAGUCGAUCUUAAGGUUUGACUAGCUGUGCUUCUGUCUUGGUGGGAAGACACGUGAGGAAAUCUUAGUGCUAGAAUGUUUUACUAUGCUAAUUUUAAAAGGUUCUGGAGCAGGAUCUCCUGCGGUACAGCGCUUUCAGUUUACACAUGUGGGUAAUACAUAGGAAUAAGUAACUUCUGUGAUAAGACAUUUUUAGCUCUAUUCUUGUUAAAGGGAACAGAGAGGGAUUUGUUUUACCCAGGGAUGUUCUUUCUCUCUGCUCAGGAGCAGCGUUGCAGCAAUCUGCAAUAAACUUUUUUUUAACUGCAAUGGACGUUGCGUUUCUCUUUUCUCUGUGUUGUAAUUACAAAUGAUGGAGUGUCCCAGUUGAAAUAAAGGCUUCAUGUUUUAAUCAAUGUUGCUACCACUCUUACCACCAGAUAGAUCUACACAAAGGUAAACUGAGAUGAUCUCUUAGGCAGAAGUUCUUCCCUGUGAGGGUGCUGAGGCGCUGGCACAGGGUGCCCAGAGAAGCUGUGGCUGCCCCAUCCCUGGCAGUGUUCAAGGCCAGGUUGGACACAGGGGCUUCGAGCGAGCUGCUCUAGUGGAAGGUGCGGGUGAGGCUGCUCCGGGGCAGGGUCCCCCCACAGCCGCCGGUGGCGCGCUGCAGGCGGGCGGUGCGGCGGGAGGGGGAGCCCGAGGCCCCGGCCCCGGCCGCGGCGGCGGCUCCACCCUCGCUGUGUGUCACAGGUAGGAGAGCGCGGCCGCCACCGCCCCGCGGGCCCUGCCGCCCCGCCCCGCCCCGCCCCGCCCCGCCCCGCGCUCGGCCGAGGAGUGGCCUCCGCGGAGCCGGUGUCCGGCGGCCGCAGCCCCCCGCCGCGCCCGCAGCCCGCCCCCCCCGCCGCUCCCGGCCCAUUCCGGCCCGGCCGCCGUGCGCCCGGAGCCGGCAGCCCCGUCCUGCGGCGGGAGCAGCACCCGGCGCGCUGCAGGAGCCUUCCCGAGGCGCUUCGGCUCCGUUCCCCGGCUCGGUGGGUGCCUGCGUACACGUCGCCUUCAGCCGUUCCGGCCCGGAGCUCUCUGUCGGCAGGAACGUUCUCCUGGAAUCUCGCUGGAGCCUCUCUCGGGCUGCGGAGCUUCACUCGCACCUACCUACCUGCGUGCUGCCUGCCGGCGGGAGAAAGGGAGCUCUCGCUCUUCUCUUAACCGUCGCGUUUAUUAGAAAUACCACAGGUUUUAGGUUCUAUUUUUGAAUUUAAGACCAUCACCAGACCCACGCGCUUUUCUCAAGCUACUAGAAACCACUUUUGCCCAGGAUUUACAGCAGCGUUUCCCGGCUCCGGUGGCCUCCAGCCGGCAGCAGCCCAACAGGUUUGCGGAGCUUUUCUCUUUGCUUUUUCUUUCCAAUCCCUUUUUCUCCCCAUAGCAGCAAUCGCUGUAAAUUUGGCUUUAAUUGACAACAUCCUCUGCCCGAAUCCUCCCAGGUAUGAAGUCUCCUCCUCGAGAUGUUUCGUGGGACCUGCGCACAGACCAGAGAACUUCUUAUUUUAUUCUGUGGGGCCUUUAGUUGGGUUCUUCAUGUGCGUUUGGAAGUGGCUGCACAGAAAUAGUGGAAGAGGAACCAGAUAUGCUGUCACUUUGUGCUUUAUACCCAUUUGGCAUCUAAACUUUUGAAGUGUUUUGGGGCCUUUUUGUUUCCUGGGAACUUGAAGCUAUGAAGAGAAGCUCUGUGCUUUAUUGAUUAGUCUGGAGAACUGCACCCGCACUCCGGCUCUGGAUGUGGAUUGCUGGGAGAGAGGUAAAGUUGAGCUCCAAAUUUGAAUGAAGUGCUUGUGGCAGGAGAAGGAUGGAAGGGAUCAGCUCGGUUUGCAAGAGAACGGUACUGGAGCAAACGUUCUUUUCACCAUAAAUCCAAGAAAUCUCUCCUGCAUUGUUUCUGGGAAGAAGACUGGUAACUGCCGACAACAUUCAAGGCAGAGAGCUUGAGCUGCCUGUGUGGGAAAUGCUGGCAAGAAGCUGAGAGGUCUCCCAAGGGUGUUUGGGAUAGAUGUUUUGGACCUGUGGAUCUUCCUAACACUUGGUCCGGAGACACGAGGACACCAUGUCUGUGGCGAGACCUCCCCAUACUUCAUCUCUGUGGGACUGACAAGUUCCCUAUGCUCCCUGGUGUUCCUGUCUAUCUGAACUGAUUUCUUGCUUGCAACCUGUUUCGCUGAUCUUUCCGGAUUUCUCUGCUGGGGGAGGGACCCACAAUUUAGGAAUUUUUUUUUUUUUUUUUUUUAGCCAGUUUGUUUGUUUAAAAUAUGCCUUUGAGCUCCCAGCGGCCUUCGAGCACGUGGCACCAAGGAAGAGAAGCGGUGCUGGCGAGACCCGGAGCGGUGUCCCGGUGAGCAGCGCUGGCGGUGGCUGAGCCCCUCUCUCCUCUCUCUCCCGCCUCCCCGUCGCUGGGACACACGCUUGGAACCCCGACGAGCUUUGCCGACGGCUGGAGCCCGCCGCAGGGUGAGGACGCGUUCCCGAGCGGUAUGUGUGGCCGGAGCCCGCUGCUGCAGCUGGUAGCAUGAGUGCUGGCCCCCCGCUGCAGCUGGCUGUCCUCUGGCCGUGGCUGCUCAUGGCGACCCUGCACGCCCGGCUUGGCCACACAGGGCUGGCGCUGGCGGCGGCGGUCGAGACGGAGAGGUCGGCGGCGCAGAAAGCCAUCAUUAGAGUGAUCCCCCUGAAAGUGGAGCCCAUUGUUCUGGAAGGGGAGUUUGCAAAUGUUGCUGAGGUGACUCCAGCCGAAGGAAAACUGCUCCAGUCCCACCCGCUGUCCCUGUGCAACACCAGCGAGGAUGAACACACCGAGUCGGGAUUCAUCACCAUUGUCAAGCUUGAACAGCCGGAUCGGGAUCCCAACCCCUGCCUGUCGCUGGCUAACAAGGCAAAGCUGGCGGGGGAGCGUGGAGCUCGUGCGAUCCUUUUUGACAUUACCGAUGAUGAAAGUGCUGCUGAUCAGCUGAGAAAGCCCAGAGGUCUGAGUCAGCCUGUGGUUCUGAUCAGGGGUCACGAUGCUGAGCUUCUCAUGGGUGUUGUGAACAAGAACAGAGAGGCCCAUGUGAAGAUAGAGGUCAAGGAGCCACCAGCUUGGCCAGACUACGACGUGUGGAUCCUCCUCACGGUGGUCAGCACCGUGGUCGUCAUCAUCUUAAUUUUUGUGGUGCGCACAAAGUGCCAACUGAACAGGACCCAGGACUCCCUGCAGCAGCAGACCAUGCAGGCCAUCGGGCAGCUGGCCACGCGCAAGUUCCAGGCGAGGUGCCGGCCGGUAGCGCGGUGGGACUCAGCCAGUACCUGCAGCUCAGCCCCGGUCUGUGCCAUCUGCCUGGAGGAGUUCAGCGAGGGCCAGGAGCUGCGGAUCAUCUCGUGCUCCCACGAGUUUCACCGGGAGUGUGUUGACCCCUGGCUGCAGCAGCACCACACAUGUCCACUUUGCAUGUUCAAUAUCCUUGCCAGAGACUCGGUGGACCAGGCCACGGCCGCUGGCUCCAGGAUGGCCCUGCGGGACAUGGAACCCGGACGGCGACUCCACCUCUUCCGCCAGCACCCAGGACAUGCCCUUUACCACCUCCCACACGCGUAUCCUCAGAGGAACCUAAGGAACUUUCCCCCGGAGCCAGCCCAUGGCAACCCCUUCUUUCACUCUCUGGAGCUCUCCCAGCUGGAUUUUGGCACCAUCCACUACAUGCCCUACAGGCCAGCCACCUCCCUGCUCACCUGUGGCCACCCGUCUCCCCUGGCCCCAGGCUUGCUGGGCCAGCAGCAUCCCAACCCCUCGGCAUGCGGGCAGACGCUGCCGCCCCACAGGACUUGUUCUCUCCAGCCGCAGCCCCAGCCCCCCUGCCUGGGGCUCAAGGCAGCCCUGGUGCAGAAGCAGCACCGGGCACCUGCCCUGCGCCGGGGGGUUGGCCACGGGCACCAGCACAACAGCAGCGGCUCUGGGGAGAGCUAUCUCACAGAGCACAGCGGGUACCUGGCAGAUGGGCCAGGCAGCGACUCCAGCUCGGGGCCUUGCCAUGGUUCCUCCAGUGACUCCAUGUUGAACUGUACAGACGUCAGUCUGCAGGGCAUCCACGGCAGCUGCUCCACUUUCCGCAGCUCCCUCAGCAGUGACUACGACCCCUUCGUGUACUGCAGCUCAGAGGGACCUGCUACGGACAAUGGCCAGGAGCAGCCGCGGCCACCAAGGGACACACGGCCCAGGUCCUUGGACUUGAUGGUGCCUGGGGGUGCUGGUCCAGCCAAGCCCCAAGUGCUCAGCUACGUCCACUACCACCACCACCAGCACCAUCACUACAGAAGAGAUGCGGAGUGUCCCCCGGGGUGGGCAGGGCAAGGGCCUGGGCAGCGCAAAUCCCGGUACUCGGGGGCCAAGGUUGGCUUCCACGGUGCUCGGACACAAAAGAGGACUGAGAAAAGCCAUCACUGUCAGCAGCCUCCGGAAAGCAGCACUGUGCUGCAGGAAGCAGCUCUGGCAGGACAGCCAGCCUGUUCCCAGCAAGGCCAGGAGCCCUCUCAUAUCCCUUCCGCUUCUCCAAGCAGGUUGGACUUCAGUAUAGAAGAAGAAGCCAACAGACAGUUGGGAGCAUCUGGCACAUCCCCUGUUCCACUGCCCCCAAAACACAGCUCACAGAGCCGUCACCACCGAAGGAAAAGAAAGUGUCCCCUGGAGCCCGACCCUGCUCUCUUGCCCGAGGACUCAGCCUUGCCCAAAGCCUGCGAUGCUCAUGUUCCUCAUGGACAUCCUGCUGGCUACCGCUGCUCACCCGAAGCCCAGCCCCUGAUCCCCCCAGGUGCUCCCCUGUCCUGCAGCUCAGGCUCUCGGCCUCUCUGGAGGUGUUUAGUGCUGCAGUCUGGCUCAGAGCUGAAAAAGCAGGAGGAGGGGUUGUCAGGAUGGGAGGGAAACCGCACGGUUCCUGCUGAUUUCUCAGGGACAGGCACCCCCAGACACAGUCUGAGUCUUCAACUUCACUGCCCGUCUCAGCAGGGUAGUCAGGGAUCUGAAGAGGAGGUCCAGGAUGUCCAUGAACACUCAGUUUAGUAAAACACUGGCCUGUUUCCUUACCGGAGAGCUGGAGUGGACAAAGAUGUUCAUUGUACCAGCCGUCAAGGAGCUCACAUCUUGCUCUCUGCACAGCCCUGACCUGCACGGCCCAUGCCAGGGUGCAGACUACGAAUAAGCACUUGUGGUCUCUUCACACAUUCCCAUGUUGUGAUGGUCACACAAAUAUGGCGCCGUGUUCUCCAGGUCCCCUUCUCCUUUGAAGGCACAGGCAGCUCGUCUUCAUCCUGUGGCAUCCAUCUGCGUGGGCUGGCUCGAUCAGAGACCAGAGUUGGGAGUCACCAGCUGGAGAGCUCGCGCAGUGAGUGCAAGCUGCUAUUUUGGCAUGUUCAUGCCACGGAAGGUUUUGCUAAACACUUCAAAAAUAAACAAACCUUCAAGACCAAAAGCUGCAGAAAUCACUUUCUGUGGCCUGGUAGCUCCUGACUUGAUUUCCUCACUGAGGUCAAAAGCCAGACUUCUUAAUUUAACUUUUCCACUCUUACUUCAGACACAGGAACAAGCUAUUCUCCAUCUCACCACCCACAAGUCUGCCCUGCAAGGUACUGCUUCUGGCUUUUUUGGAAACCAACAGCUCUCACCACUUCUGAUCACUUCGUUAUCCCUCAGCUGACGCCAUCUCAGCCAUUUGCUGGGUUUUGCCAGCAGCAGGUGAGGUGAAGACACAGGGACAAUAUCAGCAUUUCUGGGAAGGAGUUGGGUGAGACUCUUCCCAUUGCAGUGGGAAGAGCAAUCUCAUCUGGCAGUGUGCACAAGUCUCUCACUCAUCCUCUAAAUCCUUCACCUACUUUCAAGAUAGGUGUGAUGGCUGGCUCUGUUAAGAGCAACUCAUUUGUUGAGCAUAUUUCAAACCUGAGAUGCUCCCAUCUUGGGAAUUGUGGAAAAUCUUUGCCUUGAUGUGGCUCUUGCUUCUCUCCUUCCUCUCUUGUUGCCUCAAGACAUAGCAAAAUUCCCAGCAAAAGCAUCCAUAAUAAAUGCAGAGCAGAGCCCCAUCCAUCAUCCAGCCUUAUUGUCGUAUUUCUGAGACACCUGAAAUGAUUCUGCAAAGGAAUUUUUCAAAAUACCCUUCUGGCUUUUCUAACAUUUUGAUGAAUGGAGAGAGAAAACUUGAGCAAUCUCUACAUUCUUGGUUUAUUACUAUUUUUUUUCCCUCCCAGUUGUGGAGGGGGUUUUUUUAAAUAUCACUAGUUCUUAUUUCCUACAUCUCAUAAUUUGGGGGCAUUCAAGUAAAAUAAAGCCUGCCCAAAUUAAAAACUUCCAGAACCCAACCAGUUUUAAUUCAGCAGGGAAUUAGAGUGUCGAGUUUACUGCCCUCAAUGAUCAUUCAGGCCAAAGAAUUGGCCAGAUUCCCACAUGAAGUGCCCAUUUCUGUGGCACCGAGUGUUCCCAGAGUUAAUACUAAUACAGCACUGGUGAGGAUACAACACUGGAGCUGAAGGUAACUCCUGACAGUUUGAAACUCAGUGUAGGGACAGACUGCUCAGUGCUUGGUAACCUUUCUGUGUAUUCCUUUAAAGCAGCAGCUGCUUCUCCAGUACAAGAGACUGCAUGGGUUGUGUAGUCCCAGUUCAGGGUGAUCCUAUCUCUGCCUUCCUUUAUUGGUGAGAAAAGCUUUUUAUGGGGUUUGCUGCCCUUCAUCUUUGAAAAAGGCAUCUUUGUCCCAGCUGCUAAUCAGUCACUGACAUUCAAGUGAUGAUAUUAAGUCAGGCAAUAGCACUGUUCAAAACAAAAUGUUAUUCCCUUGUUAAUGUUCAUUUCUUGUCUUCUGUGACCAAGCCACUGCAGAACCUUUCAGUCUAGAGAAGAGUUGAAUUUCUUUCAUCAAAGAACCCAGGAGAACUAUAUUUUAAUCUUUCCAGUCUCUUCUUGUUCUACAAAGCAGGCAGAAGAUAAAAGCUCAGCUUGCUUUCUCCCUUGCAGGGAUGUCUGUCUUAAGCUAGAAGAAAAAAAAAAACAACAAAACAGGAGAUUCCCCCUGUUCAGCUUCUUGUGCAUGUUGUCCAUGGCUUGUCUCAACCAGCUCCCUACAUCCUUGACCAUCCUAGAGUCAUCCUCAGAUGACUUCACAGGAAGGAGGGUCAUGAAGUGCGGGUGCUCCCACUGGUUUCCUUAGAAAAAGGCUGUGAGCCUCCAGGGAUGCAUUUCACUGCCUCAAAGGAACGGGCAUAUAGUCUGCAGCCUAAAAGUCCUCCUCUCUCUCCCUCCUUACCCUUAAGAAAACAGAGGGCUUAGAAUCUGCAGCAAGCCUCAAGCUUCUUUGAGAAAGUGGUCAGCACUAAUGCACCCUUUUCACUCCCUAUUGCAGUAUUACUGGGCUGCACAGGGCAAUGCCUCCUUUAAAGUGUUUUCCUUUCCUGAUGUUAUGCUGCUGCUCCUUUUCUUACAGAAAACAGCCAUUCUAGAUGCUGAGCCGAGUGAGAACAUGCAGGUCUGCCUCGGUGGGUUCUUGGGCGGGAGGAGAGGGAGGAACUCUCCAGGAAGGUGGUUUUUAAGGUCCUCUUCAGUAGAUGGACUUCCACCCUUGGCUGCCUGGAAGGGAAGAAGCAGUAUCUGAGAAAAGACUCCUCUCAGUUCCUGCCCCUCUCACUUCUGGGCGAUGCUUUCAAGUGCUCAGGACCCUUGGGCUCUGUCACGGAAUUUCUUCAGCCUCACUGCAAUGAAGCAGAGCUCGUUUUCCUUCAUUGCCUCCAAAGUCCCAGCUGAAAACCGAUGGAAGCCAGAGCAUCCCAAACUCCUCUAUCCGAACCCAAAGCCCAGCCAUUCUCCAGGGACUGCCGCCUUCCCAAGGCCUCCUGCCCCACCGAGGCUGGUGCCCAAAGGUGGGUGCCAUGGCCUGGGCUGGCCAGACCUCCUCCCUUCCCACACAGAGCCGCUGCUCCCGUCUGUAAUGUUCAGAUCCUUUGGAAAUGUGAAUAUAGGUUUGGUUUUUGUCACUGGUUGUCAUUUCUGAGCCUGGCCUGGCUCUGGGGCUUGGGAAUAAAUUAUGAGACCCCCUCCAAAAAAAAAAAAAAAAAAAAAAGAAUACGUUUUAUAUCUAUGCAAACCUGUGUAU